ACGAGCCGAACUGGGCGUCAGGUCGGGGAGCGGGUCGGGUUCCCGCUCGCCGCCGCCACCGCCCCCCGCAGCGACUCUCCCGCCUCUCCCGCCGCGCCGGCCGCAGGAGCUGCAUCGCCAACUCUGCUCGGCCGUGGUGCCGCCGGCCCGGGAGCACAGAGCCCGGGACGCGACACGCCGAGCCCCUCAUCACCUCCAGCCGGGGCGACCCCUCACGGGUCCGCCCUCGUUCUGCGCGGCCGCCAGAGCCCCCAGCCCUGAGUGGCUCCGCGGCCCGGUGCCCGCAUCCCGGCCCCAGCACUCCCAGAGCCGCCGCCCCCCACCCUGAACAUGGACUCCGACUCUUGCGCCGCCGCCUUCCACCCGGAGGAGCGCUCCCCCAGCCACAGGAGACGCAGGACUGUGGAGGAUUUCAACAAAUUCUGCACCUUUGUCUUGGCCUAUGCUGGCUACAUUCCUUAUCCGAAGGAGGAGCUCCCUUUGAGGAGCAGCCCCAGCCCUGCCAACAGCACCGCGGGCACCAUCGACAGCGACGGCUGGGACUCGGGUUUCACCGACAUGGCGUCCGCUGUGCCCUUGCCGGUCUCCGACCGCUGCUUUGGCCACCUGCAGCCCGGCCUCCUGCAGCGAGCCAAGCCCAGUAACUUCUUGCUGGACAGAAAGAAGACGGACAAGCUGAAGAAGAAGAAGAAGAGGAAGCGGCGGGACGGCGACGUGCCCGGGAAGGAGGGGUACAUGGGGAGCUUGCUGAAGCUGGAAGCCGCGGACCCGUACAUAGAGCCCCCCGCGAGCCCCGCCCUGCAGGAUAUCGCCCAGGCUGCCGGCGACCCCUGCUCGGGCUGGGACUCCGACACUCCGUCCAGUGGAUCUUGUGUCACGGUGUCCCCUGAUCAGGUCAAAGAAAUAAAGACUGAAGGCAAACGGACUAUUGUCCGGCAGGGAAAGCAGGUGGUGUUCCGAGAUGAAGACAGCACGGGCAACGACGAGGACAUCAUGGUGGAUUCGGAUGACGACUCCUGGGACCUUGUCACCUGCUUCUGCAUGAAGCCCUUCGCCGGCCGCCCCAUGAUCGAGUGCAACGAGUGCCACACCUGGAUCCACCUGUCCUGUGCGAAAGUCCGGAAGUCCAACGUUCCGGAAGUGUUCGUCUGCCAGAAGUGCCGGGACUCCAAGUUCGACAUCCGCCGCUCCAACCGCUCUCGGAUGGGCUCGCGGAAACUGUUUCUGGACUGACUGUGGGUGAGCGAGGAACCGGAAGGGACGCGGGGGGCUUUCCGGCCCCUCUCUUAAGUGGAGCACAGAACUCUCAGCUCUGGUGCGGGCAGACCCCUGCCAUUCAGGUGCCUAAGCAAAGGGACAGGCUGUCUGAGGUGUGACCUGUGUGUUAGCCAGGGACUGAAUAAAAUCCUCGUUGGCCAAGGCUGCUGCGAGAGCCGUGUUCUCUGCAGCGGAGGUGGACUCCACGCUGCAGUGCGGUGGGUUUGGUUCAGCUGAAAACGAGGGCACGGGGUUGUGGUGAGCCCUUGCCGCCAUUGUCGACAAGCCCCCGCUGUUGGGAACGGGUGCGAGCGGUCCCCCACUUCCGCUGGCUCGGGAGACAAGACCCUCAGUUUCCCGGGCCUGUUUGUGAGCAGCCAUACGUGUAAGCUCUCUCUGCGGUGUAAGUCUUUGACCGUAAGUGUCUGUACAGUGACCACCCAGCUGCCCCCGCCGUCGUGGGUGCUGCGGUUCCCCCACGCCCACACCCCCUUGCCUCGGCCUGCCAGCCGGAGACAGUCCUCUGGUCUAGUUCUGGGAGGAGCCCUGGGGCGGGGGCCGGCUCGUGAUCCCUAGGUUUCCUUCUGUUAGUUAAAAAGGGACAGUAUGUGGCCACUUCUCAGUGGAAAAGGGGUUGGUUGGGGGGGGUUGAGGUGGCCCGUGUUCAUAACUCAGUUUCCUGUUUUGCACGAUGUAAAAAACCUGUCUUUUUGCACGAUAUAGCCAAAAGUAUUGGCAGAUUUCUGCCCGGGUGCCCUUUGCGGUUGGUGUUUGAGGUCCUGGGGGUGCCCGGCAAACUGUUCCCCCGCGUGAGGGCACGCGGGUCCCUUCCUCCUCUUCCCCUCCCCUUCCUCUGGUGGCAGCAGAAAGGGUGGGCAGUCAGUGGGGAACGGCGUUCCUCUGCAGGAGGUGGUGAGGGAGGAGGCCCUUGAGAGAGGCCUCUCCCGGGGCCGAUGCCCAGCGUGCCCUCGCACGGGCUGGCCUGCGGGCUUCACAGGGCGAGGUGAGGAUUUGAAGUCUUUUUUUGGGGGGGGCGGGCGGCAUACCAUUGGAUGGCGCAGACUUCCUUAGAGCUGAACCCGGACCCAGACUGCGGAGGCUCCUGCGCAGGCCGCCUCUGGGAGUCCGCACCUGCAGCCCCCGCUGGGCGCUGUGCCAGGGCAGGGGUGCUGCCGGCUCUGGGGCCUGGAGGGAGAGGAAGGCUUCCGCUCUCUCAGAAGCUGACCGUGCCCUUGAGCAGUUCAGAUACUCUUGUCUCAAAAAGAUUUUUUUUUUCCUUUUUUUUGGUAAGUGAAUGGGUGUGUUUUCAUACACAUUGUUCCUCGUGAAGCAUGAAAAGAGAAGGGUGCCCAGUCCAGUGGGUCAUGCUUAUUUACAUUUACGGUGGGGGCGGACCCCCCCAGUCUCUCCAGGGCCGGGGUGGGGGGUGGGGGGUCUCCAUGUGGCACCCUUGUGUGGGGCCACCAGGGGCGGCUGUUUGUACCCUGCCCGGCAGGCACAGCGGGGGAGGGGAACUCCCAUUGGCUCACCAGAGCCCCUCUUCUGUGCCAGUACCUUUCAUGCUUCACCAGCCAACUGCCUUUUUGUUUUGUUUUGUUUUGUGUUCGGUUGCGCAUAUUAACACAGAAAUAGAAAUAGUUUCUGAAACCUAGUUUAUUGUGAAGAUCCCCAAGGGGGAAGUUCUGCUGUAGAGAAAAAUCGUGAGAAACGGGGGCUUGGAACCAACCUUCUCCCCAGACACCUGUCUGGCUCUGAUGAGGACAAAAGUCCAGGAAAAGUUGGAAGAGGAAUUUGCCAAAGGUCUGCCCCCUGACAUCGCCUGUCCAGUGUCUUCACCGUAAGAAUAGCCAAAGGUCCAAAGUGUGUGUUUUUUUUUUUUUUUUUUUUUUUUUAAGAAAAGUUUUAGAAGUGCAUUUAAGAAUAUGUGUGACUUUCCAGUGACGCCCAGCCGGGGCGAUUGCUGUAUCGCUUUUAGAAGGUUUGACGCCUGGUGACGCCUCUGGAAGGCACUUGAUGCUCAUUGUGAUGUUUCCUUCAUUUCCUUUUUGUUCUCGUGACAGAUCCGUCAGCCCCCGUGGGUGGUGUCUCGGGAGUCCGGGCAUCUCGGUUCUUGUGUUAGAUUGAGCUGGGCAGCUGCAAUCAGCUUUAUGCAAAUGAGGCAUGGCCCAUCUGGGGGCUCCUGGUUGGUGGCUGAUAAAGGGAGGGGAGGGAGAGCCGUCACCCCAAAAGUAAGCCCCUUGCGUAGUCAUUGGCCAGGCCAGACACUUAACAUCGUUUACAUGGUUCUGUGUAAUUAUAAAGUUUAUGUGUAUAAAGCGAAGCUGUUUCUGUGAAACUGUAUAUUUUGUAAAUAAAUAUAUUGCUACUUUGAGGUUCCUGCCUA
Molecule: messenger RNA, 3640 nt
Organism: Suricata suricatta (meerkat)
Lineage: Eukaryota; Metazoa; Chordata; Mammalia; Carnivora; Herpestidae
Gene: PHF13
Product: PHD finger protein 13
Exons: 4
Coding region: 331-1233 (300 amino acids)
Biological process (GO): mitotic chromosome condensation
Molecular function (GO): chromatin binding
Source: RefSeq, a predicted model, not a curated record